AUGGCGCUCUUCUCCAUCCUACGCUCGUCUCCGCUGGCCGUCCCCGCGGCCUCUUCUAGCCGCCGCCCCAACCAUGGUGUCUGCCUACUACGCGUCAGCACCAGGGCCGCGCCGUCAUCUCUGUCCGUGAGGUGCGAGCAGAGCAGCAAGCCGGGCGGCGGCAGCGUCGUCGACGUGUGGGCGAGCCGCCUGGCCAUGAUGAGCUUCGCCGCGGCGGUCGUCGCCGAGGUGUCCACCGGCAAGGGCUUCGUGGAGAACUUCGGCGUGGCAACGCCGGCGCCGGCGUUGGCGCUGGUGGUGACGGCGCUCGUCAUCGGCCUGGCCGUCCUCUUCAUCGUCAGGUCGGGAGCGCAAGAUUGA
Triticum turgidum subsp. durum (durum wheat) is the source of this 360-nucleotide messenger RNA. The record is from the annotation of a GenBank genome assembly. Lineage: Eukaryota; Viridiplantae; Streptophyta; Magnoliopsida; Poales; Poaceae.